AUGGAUCAGAUCAAUCAAGCGAAGAAUGAACAGUCCCUAGCCAUCGUCCCAGUUGCAGCACCGGCAUGCUUCGCGGAGGAAACACCUGUGGCCAAGUCUCGACAGACUAGCGUCGCAAGGUUUUUUAGGACGAAAGAGAAAACCGAAGUAUACAAAGGAAAGACUCUCAUGCCAGUGAACACCAAGCAAAUUGCGGAUGCAUGGAACAGCCGCACGAACGAGUUCAUGGUGAUAAACAACACAGCAGUUUCUUCAAUUAAAGUCAUAGGACAGAUUAGAGGAAAAAAGACGGACGAAUACAAGGGCACAUUCUGGAUUGAAGACUGCUGCGGUGCAGUAAAGGCAUCAAUAUGGUUCACACACGGGAGAGACGAACUAGAAUUCGUUUCGGAGGGAUCAUACGCAGCUGUCAUCGGGAGCGUGAAGUUAGCAGGAGUUUCACCAGAAAUUCAGUGUUACGACUGCAGGCCAGUGACAAACUUCAACGACAUCCCCCAUCACCACCUGUCUGUCAUCGCUACGCAUAUUGAUCUCGUCAUGAAACCUGAAAAAGGUGUAUACGCCAGAGUUGCUGAAAUGUGGGCUAAGGACGUCAAUAGCACACAGAACGCAGGUGACAAACUUGCAGCUGCCGCUGUUAAAAUGGAGGAAUUGGCAAACAAGACGUGUACCGUUUCACCUAAAAAGGAAAUCCUGUCGCAAGACCAAACGGUACUGAACAUUGCUGAAGCACCGCUAACUGGAUCACCAACCUGUUCACAAAAUGAAGCUACCAUGAAGAUGCUCCGUCUACAAUUCGGAAAAGGUGGCCCGGAGGGCGUUCACGUCGACUACCUUUCUGAACAGUUGAAUAUUGACAACGGCACAACAAGGAAGGUACUGGAGGCACUUGCUAUAGAUGGGGAGGUGUACACCACUGUUGAUACCGACCAUUUUGCGCCGACCUAG
Lolium perenne is the source of this 948-nucleotide messenger RNA. Its product is annotated as replication protein A 32 kDa subunit B-like. Lineage: Eukaryota; Viridiplantae; Streptophyta; Magnoliopsida; Poales; Poaceae. Gene Ontology annotation, biological process: nucleotide-excision repair; double-strand break repair via homologous recombination; DNA replication. Gene Ontology annotation, molecular function: single-stranded DNA binding. Gene Ontology annotation, cellular component: DNA replication factor A complex; chromosome, telomeric region; site of double-strand break. The record is from RefSeq and is a predicted model, not a curated record.